Molecule: messenger RNA, 1032 nt
Organism: Phanerochaete carnosa HHB-10118-sp
Lineage: Eukaryota; Fungi; Basidiomycota; Agaricomycetes; Polyporales; Phanerochaetaceae
Exons: 8
Coding region: 1-1032 (343 amino acids)
Source: RefSeq, a predicted model, not a curated record
AUGGGUCGGUGCACAAACAAGGGUUGUAAUCAGGAUUUUGACCCGGAGAAUAACCCAGAGGGUAGCUGCACCUUCCACCCGGGAGCACCUGUAUUCCACGAAGGUCUCAAGUCGUGGUCGUGCUGCCAGGACGUGAACAAACCCGUGCUCGAUUUCGAUGAUUUCAUGAAGAUCACGGUACGCCGCUCGUUCCAUACCGCGCAAGCUCCCAAACCAGAGACCCCGAAACCCGUCUCCAAUGCUACUGUCUCUGUCGUCGAGAACAAGGCCGGCCAGGAAACGUACAUCACUUCCGUACCAGCUGCCAUUCCUAUCACGAUAUCUACCCCCGCCACUCCCCCGCCGCCGCUCGAGGAGAAAGAAGAGGAAGACGACCUCUCUGUUGACGUGCCGGUUGGGACUGCUUGUCGACACAAGGGCUGUGGAAAGACUUUUAUUAGCAGCGAAGUAAGCAGGCUUGGCGAGGGAGAAGAGGCCGUGUGUAUCUAUCAUCCUAAACAGCCAAUCUUUCACGAAGGUAGCAAGGGAUAUCUGUGCUGCAGGCGACGAGUAUUGGAAUUCGAGGAGUUCCUUAAGAUUGAGGGUUGCAAGAGAGGAAAACAUCUCUUUGCUCCAAAAGACAAGCCUAGCAACCAGGAAGAGGAGCAUGUCACCUGUCGGAUAGACCACUACCAGACACCAACUGAGAUUCACGUCUCAGUCUUCGCAAAGCAGGCUGAUAGGGAUCGAAGUGCGGUUAAGAUUGCGUCGAAUGAGAUCGCUUUCGACCUUGUUCUGCCAGGCCCCAAGCGUUUCCGUCGUUCAAUCGAGCUCUUUGGUCCGAUCGACCCAGAGGCAUCGUCAUACAAAUACUAUGGCACCAAGGUGGAGCUAAUUCUUAGAAAAGCAGAUAAUCGCUCGUGGGCGGUUCUCGAAAAGACCGACCGUACGCUGCCCAUCAGCUUCACGUUCGGUGUCGGUGGGCGCACAGGCACCAUAGGUGCAAAGGAACUGAUCCUAGAUGACCAGAACGCGACUAGAGCCCGAACAUGA